Messenger RNA from Pochonia chlamydosporia 170, 777 nucleotides. RefSeq lists its product as hypothetical. The transcript has a single exon. The record is from RefSeq and is a predicted model, not a curated record. NCBI's taxonomy places the organism in Eukaryota, Fungi, Ascomycota, Sordariomycetes, Hypocreales, Clavicipitaceae. The coding region runs from base 1 to 777 and encodes 258 amino acids.
AUGCCAGGAAAGGCAAGUUUCACUCCCAUAAUCUACCAUCCUUCAACUAACAAUAUGAAGAUCGCAACGCCAGAGGAGUACCGUGCAGCUCGUCUCGCACUUCUCGCCAAGGAAAAAGAACACGCCAAAGCGGCCGAUGCAAUUCACGCAGAACGCCGCGCACUCCCCAUUGUUCCCGUAACAAAGGACUACACUUUCCAAACCCCCGAUGGCCCAGCCAAGCUGAAGGACCUUUUCAAGGGCAAAUCCCAGCUCAUCGUCUACCACUACAUGUUCGAACCCACAGCCGACGAAGGCUGCCAGGGUUGUGGCUUUAUGGCUGCAAACCUGCCCAACUUGCGACAACUGGCUCAGAAAGACACCACUGUUGCACUCAUCUCCCGCGCUCCAAUCGACAAGAUCACUGCGUUCAAGGAGAAGAACUUUUGGGACUUUCAGUGGGUUAGCAGUUAUGGAAGCGACUUCAAUUACGAUUACCACGUUACCCUGGACGAAAAGGUCGCCCCAGUGGAAUAUGGCUUCAGGACCAAGGCGGAACUUGAAGCUGCCGGGCAGGGAUACUGCACAAGCGGAGAGCAGCCAGGAUUGAGUGUUUUCAAAUUGGAGGAUGGUCAGGUGUAUCAUACGUAUUCUUCCUAUUUUCGGAUUAAUGAGCUUACUGGUACGGUUGCGUGGCUUGAUAUGACGCCAGCUGGGAGACAGGAGGGACCAGAAGGGCCAGCUGAGUUUAAAUUGCCAUAUGAAUAUGCCGAAGAGGAGAAGAAAAGUGGUAAUUAG